This is a messenger RNA of Chiloscyllium plagiosum (whitespotted bambooshark), 2242 nucleotides long. RefSeq names its product WD repeat domain 73 (gene wdr73). Gene Ontology annotation, biological process: cytoplasmic microtubule organization. The record is from RefSeq and is a predicted model, not a curated record. Gene Ontology annotation, cellular component: cytosol; spindle pole. Gene Ontology annotation, molecular function: protein binding. NCBI's taxonomy places the organism in Eukaryota, Metazoa, Chordata, Chondrichthyes, Orectolobiformes, Hemiscylliidae.
AUAAAUAAUUAAAUAACACGGGGGUCUGGCGUAGUUAUAUUCCUGUGACGCCAUACCCCUGCGCCGUCACUGCGUCACAGAAACAGCCGAAAUUCGGAUGGAUUUCAUUUCCUGGUUCGGGUGUUUCAGUUUGUGGGGCGGCCGGUUCCUCCCGCCGGGAAAAAAAAAUAUAAUUAGAUUGGUGUGUUCGUCUUGGAAAAGGCGGGAAGUGAUUCGGAAGUGACGUAACGUCGGGCGCCGGAAGUGAGCGUUGCUGUGGAGACGCGAAGAUGGCGGCGGCGGCGGCGGAUGAUGAGAGCGAUUGGGACGUUUGGAUGUUGGAGUCUCUGAGACUGUACAAUGACCUUCAUGUGUUUGAACUUCAGCAACCAACACGCGUUAUAGAAUGGAUUCAGGAUAGAAGUAUCUGUGUCGCUGGAUACAAUAUGGGCAAGAAGAAUGAAAUCCUGGAGCUUUCACUCCCUGAGAAACUCUGUGCUAAAGGAAACCAGGGACUUUGCCCAGAAAGAGACUUCACAGUGAAACAUGGUGGCUUCUCACAGAGGCCCAUUUACAACCUGAAACAUGUGGUGGGGACCAGCCUGUUGGUGAGCAGUGGACCACCUGAUACCUUGCUACAGGUCUGGCGCUUGGCAACAGAUGAGAGCGACGCCAUCACCGUGGUGGACUCUAUCCAGUACCAGACACCAGGCAGCCAGUGGUCAAAAAUCUCUGCCGUCUGCUCUCCGACCCCGCGGGUGCUCCACGGUUCAAAGGUUAGCAACCUCUCAAUCCAGGAAAUUACAUCGCACAAAGUUCUUUUUACCACAGGGCUAGCUGACUGUGAGCCAAUCAGUGAGCUGGAGUUUCUUGAUCAUUCCAUCUUUUCUUUCUGCUCCCUGAACGGCCGUCUAUGGUUGGUUGAUAGCCGCCAGCCCUCAAGUCUGAUUGGACACUCUGAUGUGCCUGUGAGUGACGAAGGUGGCUGCCAUUGGACAAUGGGAUGGGCGCCUGGGCGCUGGAAGGUGGCUAGACUCUGCUCAGACGGCCGAGUGGUGCUGACUGAUUAUCGGGAUUUGAGCAGGACCCUGAGCCUGACCAAACUGGCAAUACCCACCACUAUCCCAAACAGUGACUGCCUGAGCUUGACAUGGGCACCCUGUCUACAGGACCACCUCGCAGUGUCAGGUUUUAAUGGGACAGUUCACAUUUACGACACCAGCUCGUGGUUGGGGGAAGCAGGUGGAGUGGAGCCGACCUUUAUUCACCGAGGUCACAGUGUUGUCCCAGAGCCUGAUCGAGAAAAGCCCAUUGUCACCAGACAUGCCUGGCACCCCUGGAAGCAACAGGUCCUGCUCUCAGCUGCAGACGAUGGCUCUUUCCAUGUCUGGAAUUGGACCAAUCAGAAGACCCUCUGAUAGUUAUGCUGCUGGAUUUAGCUUUGUCCCAUCAGACACUGGUUCCCAAGAGAAACUCCACACCAUUGUAUGUCUUCUCCAGCAAUCUCUCACUGCAUCAAUAGUUGGUGACUGUGAUGCCAGCUUAAGUUCAACCAGGGGUGAUAUUUACAUGGGACUGGUGAGUAAUAAAUAGGCCAGUCUCCUUGCAACACAUCACAACCCAAUAUAAAUAAGACUGUCACCAUGUGAUCGACUGACCCCUCGAUAGUGCGCCCCUAUCACUGUGUGACCGACUAACCCCUCGAUAGUGCGGCCCUGUCACCAUGUGAUCGACUGACCCCUCGAUAGUGCGGCCUUGUCACUGUGCGACCGACUGACUGACCCCUCGAUAGUGCGGCCUUGUCACUGUGUGACCGACCGACUGACUGACCCGUCAAUAGUGCGGCUCUGUCACUGUGUGACUGAUGACUGACCCCUCGAUAGUGCGGCUCUGUCUCAGUGAUUAAUCGACCUGUUCGAGGCGCAGGUGCUUGUCAUACUGUUUUGAGAGAUUGUAGGUCUUUAUUCGAGUGUCCUUUGUGGAUGUAGGCAGUAUUGUAUAGUUAUUUAUAAUUGAAAAACUGCUGUCACUAUUAAAGCAUGAGGAAUGAUUGCAUUGGGAGAGAUAUCAAGGAUUAGGUAUGAAGACAGCAGCAGACACCUUCAUAAAUGUUUUUAAAUGAUUUAACAACUGAAACUGGUGUACACCAUUGCACAUGAAAAAGUAAUUCUCUUUAUUCUUUGUUUUUUAGUGUAUUUUAAAACAGGCACAAAUUUGUUGGUUACUUGACACAAAUUAUAAAUACUUAUUUUUGUGCUUCAUU